GCGCUUACAGAGUCGCGACGUCUAUUUCUUUUUUCAUGGCGGACCUAGUUAAUCUUUGUAGUUCUACAUUUAUUGUGUGGGUACUCUAUCUUAUAUAUUGGUAAGUGUUAUGUAUCUAGCAUCCGAAGAGGACCGGACAAAUUACAAAAAGUACGCGUGGCCCCUUCACUAAUGGGGCUCGACGAAAUACAGUAGGAUUUAAGCAGGUGUAUAUCCGACAUAACACACACAGUCUCUUCCCCGAGGGCCGUGGAUAUCUAUAUAAGAUUUCUCCACUACAAAAAAGGUGUUGCGCAGUAUAUGACUUGCUCUGUGGUGGGAACUUGGUAGAGCUGUCGCUUGUCAAAAUUCAAAGUGUCAUGUGAAAAACGUAAACAGAAGAUCUUAUGAAUUCUUUAGUUUAAUUAAAUUUAAAUCAUGAGCAGUCGCAAUCCAAAUACUUUAAUGAGUGUACCGGAUGAGCAGUUUGACUACCUAUUUAAAAUUGUUCUUAUUGGUGACUGCGGAACCGGAAAAACAUGUAUAGUACAGCGGUUAAAAUCGGGAAAUUUCAUAGAACGGCACGGAAAUACGAUAGGCGUAGAUUUCUCAAUGAAAACUUUGGUAAUAGAUGGGAAGAAGGUCAAGCUCCAGAUUUGGGAUACGGCUGGACAAGAACGAUUUAGAACAAUCACUCAAAGUUAUUAUCGGUCUGCAAAUGGAGUUAUUAUAGUCUACGACAUAACAAAAAGGUCAUCAUUUAUAUCAUUAAAGAAAUGGAUUGAAGAAGUGAGGAGAUACACAUCGUCAAAUGUUGUAGUUGCAUUAAUAGGCAAUAAAUGUGAUCUGGCUGACCAAAGGGAGGUGGAGAUUGAGGAGCCCAAGUCCUUUUGCCGAUAUGUGCCGGAGAUAAUGUUUGUUAUGGAAACAUCAGCUAAGGAUAACACUAAUGUAGAAGAUACCUUCCGGAGCUUAGCUACUGAAUUAAAGAGGCAACAUGAUAGUAGUGAAGGACCACCAGCAGACACAGAUGCAGUGGUCUUAGGAGAGAGCCAUUCUGUAAGUAGGUGUCAACCCUGCCGAUCUUAGUCCACUAAAUUAAGAGAUAGAUAAUUAAUUACUCAUUGUAUUAGAUCAAAUUAUUUUAAAAAGCGUUGUUAGACGGCUCAUUUAUGCACCUUUUAUAGAAAUUAAUUACUCUGAUUGUGUUCAUGGAGUAAUAAAAUUGUAUUAAAAUUCCUCCCAGUUUUUACCUAGUUUGUAAAACAACCAUUUUGGACAUCUUGCCUUAUAAGAAUUUACACAACUUGCUAUUGCAUAUGUCAAGCAGCACCUCUUUAUGUAAAUUACUCAUGACACAUAGGUAUUGUGUCAAAUUAUUCAUGUUUACAUCAACAACAAUACAAACAUCUUUAUCUCAUAUUUGAAAUCAGUGUCACAAACAGUUAGAACAGGUGCUUACAGGUGAUUUGUACUGUUAUUAUAUCUAUAGAUAUUUUUUGAGAUUUUUCCUUUAUCUUUUAAAAAUUCUUUUUUGUUGUCCUUUUUAUGAUUUUUUUAAUGUCACAUAUCCAGUUUGGAUUUGUAUAUAUGACAUUGGUAUAAAAUAAAUGUAAUAACAUUGAUUGGUACUCUGUCAUCCUCAAUUGUACAUAAUGUACAAAUUAAAAUCAGUACAUAGUGUUUUAUAUUAAGUUUAUUUUGUAAAAUAUCGUAUUGUAACGUGAAAGAAUGAAAAAAUACUUUUUUAUUUUCUUGAUUUACUAAAUGGCUAUGAUUUGUGUAGGAAAUUUAAAUGUUAGGUACAAUUAAAAUCUAACUAUAUUAUAAUGAUCUUCAAUAUUUUGUAUGUUUAUGUUUUUAUUUAUUUAUUUCGAAAUUUAGUUAGUAGAUUUUUCAAUCAUUUAUAUUAAAUCAAAUUAUGUUAAACCAUACCAUAACAAAUAACAAAAAACUUUUUCUCUAAAGUACUUUUCAAAAAGUCUUUUUAUAGUAUCAAUCGAUCAAGUAGUGAUGUUAAGAUUAUAAAGACGCUUAUAAGAUAAAAAGUAACCAUGUUAUUGUAAGAUAUAAGAUGUACUGAGCGAAAAAUUCUAAUUUGUACCCAGUGUUGUUUGUACUCUUGAAAAACUAUAAUAUGUAAUAACCUAACCUAACCAAAUACUAGGCUAAAAUAACUUUUGAAUUAACCUCCUCUUAUAUUUGAUUUUCACCUUUUUAUUUGAAGUGAUCAAGAACUAAAUUAAAUAUUUUAUAAAUAAUAUAAAUGAAUAACUUUUUAAUAACAAAUUAAAUUACUUUUUUAAAGAAUACGGUCAACGGCUUUUCAAGUAACUUGUACUUGGAAGUCCAGAAAGAACUAUUUCAAAAGUUUUCUUUAUACCCCUAAGAUUUAUGUCCUUAUCAUGACAAUAGAUAGGGCUUUUAAUACUUGAUCAACAAUUUCUAUGUAAUUAUAGAUUUCGUAUUAGUUGUAUACAUAUGAUUAGCAAUAAAGUUAUACGUAGCCUCGUAUUCGGCCCUGAGCGUGCUCGACGCUCUAUUUGGCGAAAUGAGAUUUUAUUUUAUAUCAUAGUCGACAAGGAGAUGUGUAGCCUGAUGGUAAACACUCCUUUGCUUGAAAAACGGUUA
This is a messenger RNA of Zerene cesonia (dogface butterfly), 2610 nucleotides long. RefSeq names its product ras-related protein Rab-43 (gene Rab19). Gene Ontology annotation, molecular function: GTPase activity; GTP binding. NCBI's taxonomy places the organism in Eukaryota, Metazoa, Arthropoda, Insecta, Lepidoptera, Pieridae. Gene Ontology annotation, biological process: protein secretion; regulation of exocytosis. The transcript is spliced from 4 exons. The record is from RefSeq and is a predicted model, not a curated record. The coding region runs from base 418 to 1068 and encodes 216 amino acids.